Molecule: messenger RNA, 597 nt
Organism: Musca domestica (house fly)
Lineage: Eukaryota; Metazoa; Arthropoda; Insecta; Diptera; Muscidae
Product: lectin subunit alpha-like
Exons: 3
Coding region: 39-548 (169 amino acids)
Biological process (GO): biological process involved in interspecies interaction between organisms
Cellular component (GO): external side of plasma membrane
Molecular function (GO): carbohydrate binding
Source: RefSeq, a predicted model, not a curated record
AGUUUUGCAAAUUGAAUUCCACAACCAAAACGGCUAUCAUGGAGGCAAAACGUUACUCAAAUCUAAAACUGUGUGGAAUUCUGCUAGCAGUUUUUCUAUUUUCCGAAAUUCAGGCUGUGGCUCAGGAUAAAUAUCACAAAUUGGAAAAUUUCGGGACAAUUUUUAUCGACACUGAACAGAAGCACAAUUGGUUCCAGUCCUGGAAUGAAUGUGCCCUAAGGAAUUUAACCCUGAUAACUGUGGACUCGGCUGCCAAAAGCGCUGCCCUAACCUCAUUGUUGAGGACCAAAAAAUUGAAAUUUAAUCUCUUCCUCGGUGGCCAUGACAUGGCCGAAGAAGGACGUUUCGUUUGGCCUUUGACUGGAAAAAGCUUUGAUUUUGCCAACUGGAAUGUUGGCAAUCCGGACAACUACAACGACAAGGAACACUGUGUCCAUAUUUGGGAGAGAACCGAUUACGAAUGGAAUGACACCCAGUGUAUGAACAAAAUGGGUUUCAUCUGCGAAGAGAAUCCAUAUUUAGCUAUGAGUCAUAGGGUUUUGGAAUGAAAAGAGAUUUAAUAAAUCAAUUACUGGCACUGUAGGGUAAAAUUGAAAA